AUGGAAGGCAAGCAAUCGAAACGACCUAGGCACACUAAGUCGUCGGCCCGUCAUCGUAGGUCUCCAUCAUCACUGCCUCUGCCUCCACCCGAUCCGACACAUGGUGGUGUGGGGUUGUUGCAGGUCCACAAGCUCAGCUUUAAAGUCCAAACAACUGAGUUCUUCUCCUCACUCUAUUUGGACCACGGUGUCCUAAAUUUUCGGCUCAUGAACCAUGAUUAUGCCCUGUACCUAAACCAAAUCAAUGCCAUUGUUGGGGCCCCAACAGAAAACACUUUUGGCCCCAAUGACCCGAUUCCAGGAUACAGUGAUCUUACGUGGUGGGCUGACCUUACGCAUGAACAUCCAUAUGUCUCAAGUUCUGCUAAAGCCUCAUCUCUCAUCCAUCAUGUGAUGAAAGCGGCUCAUCGGAUUAUUGCUUUGCUCGUCGUACCUAGAGAAGAGCGAAGCACCAUUUGCGCUUUUAAACUAAAGAUACCUUAUGCUAUGGCCCACCCCGGAUGA
Lactuca saligna is the source of this 504-nucleotide messenger RNA. NCBI's taxonomy places the organism in Eukaryota, Viridiplantae, Streptophyta, Magnoliopsida, Asterales, Asteraceae. The record is from the annotation of a GenBank genome assembly.